AUGGUCGAAACCCUCUUAAACCCCCUUCUCACGGGGGCACUACUCUUCUACCUCGAGCGCAACCCAUCACUUGUCCAGAAUCUGCCCUGGCCGCCACCGACCAUGUCCGUGACACUUCUCCCCUUCCAACUCCCUUGGGGACUCCCCAACAGUGUCCAACUCCGGGCGACGCCGCCGCUCCGGUCACUGAAAUUCCUCUUCGCGCUCGGGCUGGCCGUGCACGCGAACCGGUUCCUCAGCCGCUUGGCUCUGAAUUACUGGCACCUUCGUAAGCAGGGUGACGCGUGGAAUUUUCAGGCGCCGGGCAAAGAGACCAUCCUAAUCACGGGCGGGUGUUCCGGUUUCGGGAGGGAGAUGGUCAAGAUGUUCGCCGCGCAGACACAGGCCAACAUAGUCGUGCUGGAUGUGCAGGACUUGCCGGACGACUUGAAGGACACUCCCCGGCUGUCCUACUACCAGGCCGACCUGACCUCUCCGUCCUCCAUCACCGAGGCCGUGGAACUCAUUUGCUCCCGGGGAACCACGCCGACGGUGCUCAUCAACAACGCGGGCAUCGCACGGGCGCACACGAUCCUCGACACGGACGAGGCGUGGCUCGAGAAGAUCUUCCGCGUGAAUCUGCUCAGUCACUUUACGCUGAUCCGCCUGCUAUUGCCGCGAAUGAUGGCCCAGCGCAAGGGGCAUAUUGUGUCGAUUGCCAGUGUAAGCUUUGCCUUCUUUCCCCCCCCCCCCCCUUUUACUCACCUUCACACUACCCAUCACAUCCUCUUAUCAGCAUGCAUAUGCCAAAUACCAGAUACCAAAUAUCCCGCCCUCUCAAACCUCAAACCUCUACCCCUUUCUGCCCCUGAACGGAAAAGCGAAAGGAAAAAAAGGUCAUGA
Molecule: messenger RNA, 882 nt
Organism: Fonsecaea nubica
Lineage: Eukaryota; Fungi; Ascomycota; Eurotiomycetes; Chaetothyriales; Herpotrichiellaceae
Exons: 2
Coding region: 1-882 (293 amino acids)
Molecular function (GO): oxidoreductase activity, acting on the CH-OH group of donors, NAD or NADP as acceptor
Source: RefSeq, a predicted model, not a curated record